AUGAUACCGAUCGAACUGGACCUUGGCUAUCGCCUUAUGGCGGAUGAAAAUGAAGAUAUACCUAUCUUUAGGGCCGAGGUGAAACCCCUCAUUCCUGAGCGACGUGCAACCCCAGGAAUACAUAGAUGUAUCAUGAAGAAUGAUUUUGACGCGUUGAAACGAAUCCUGGCCUCAAGGAAGAGGGAAUCCGUCAAUGACUGUGAUCACUUUGGCCGCACUCCGCUCCACAUUGCGAUGCAAAUGGCAAGUCCAAAAGCACUCUAUCUGUUGUUAUACUAUCCUCUUGUACACCAUUCGAAGGUAUUUGCCACGCAAGAUUGGGAUCACUUGUUGGGCCACCCAGCUGAUCGCCAAUCGCAGGAUUGGGACAUUGAUAUCGCAAUGGAUUGUGAUGAAAAGUGUGACCAAAUGGAGUUGGAUAAGGCAUUAGAUCAUACACAUACUGAAAACACGGGGUCACAGAGUACUCUCCUUGCCAAGGACUCCGGGGCGGCUAAAUCCCAAUUACCAUCCAGUGGAAUACGCCGUAAGAGGGUAGAAUGGUCACAAAACGAACAAUGUAGUAAUUUCCAUGGAUUCAACGUUGAUGAGUCAUGGAAACUUGGCACACGCCUGCUGAGGCACUGGGAGGAUUCCCCAAGCAGUUAUAAUAAUUCGAUAUUUGGUUUUGACCGUGGUUCAACAAUAUUUGGUUGUGGACUAAAAGAGGUGGAAACCUUAUACGAAGAGCAUUACAAAUUCUUGAUUGGUGAGCCCCACGAUCUGGAUGUUGCUGCACGUAAGUACUCUGCUAUGUAUGCGGCGUUGUAUGCCAGCCACCCUGCCAAUCUACGCCAUGUCAUGGCAAGUAUGGAAAAGGGAGAGCAGAAUAUCCAUACUAAAAUAACCUUCGAAAGGUCUCACGUAAACCAUCACAAAUCGGCUUUCGUAACAACAUACCCAGCCCCCUCACUCCCAUGUGGGGCUCCGGAUGCUCUGAAACAAAAUAGUGAUGCGCAUGAAACGAGAGAACGUAAAAUGGAGGGAUUCACAGAGAAAGGUGUGGGGAACACGGGUGUUAGUUUAAUCACGGGUGAUUCUAAGUCUCCCAUGCCUUUUCCCAGCUCACGAAAGCCACAGCUGCGCGAGCUGGUGAAUGCUACGCUGACGCGAAAAGAGUUUGUGGCUGUGCCCCUUGUUACCACUGAUCUGUUGUUCACGUACGACAAAACGUCUCCCAUACACCUUCUUUUCUCGAAUAUAUACAUUGAAAGUUAUCGCAAUAACAUAAUCAAGUGCUUCCGCAUACUGUUGCAUUAUUUCGGUAAAUUCUCUGAAUCAGUGGGAAGCUCAGGUUCCUACAAGGAUAUAUCAGGCGAAACUUGCUAUGAAGUGGAUAUGGUGUCGGAGGCCCCCGUUGCACCUAGCACGUCAACUGCCGCAGGUGCAGCAUCUGCGACUGUGGAACUAGACCCACUUCUAGGUCAGACCCAGAAAUCUGAACCUUUAAAUCCUAAAAGGCUUAACUUGACAAGUUGUGGGGUACGCAGCUCGUCACGCAGAGCAUCCAACAGCGCAAAUGUGAACGAAACAGUUGAGAACCACUCCAAGAAGGCAAAAACAGGUUACGGCACCGGUAAUAGUUCCCGUGAGUCAAGACAAGAAACCCGUGGAGAAGCACCAACAGGCAACACGGUGCGUAAGGAUACGGGGGACUCCAAUUGCGCACCGGGAAAUUUAAAAGAAAAGCCGCUAAAUAGCGCGGUUUCACCCGUUACGGAAGCCUGUAAGCGUGUAGAACAUACAAAAUCCCCCCAUACAACUGCGACCGGGUCCUCCCGGUGGGGCUCGGUAGAUGCGGUAGUUGCCAUCGAUGCUGUGAGUGAAUACGCGGCAGCCACAAACGAACAGGGUGUAAAAUUGUUGCCUUGUUCAGGGAAUCCCACACCAAUUAAUGCUUGGGUGAAUAGGGCUAAAGUCACACCAAAUAACCUCAAAGUUCAUCCUAGCAUCAACCAAACACUGUGUGCUGAUGUUAGUAAAAUGGAUGGUAACGCUAUGUCCAGUACUUUCAAAGGUAUCGGUGAUAUAAGGCUUGGGAAGCGUAUGAUUAGGCAUGAGAACUGUUCUCAAAUAUCUGUCAAACCAUCGGACUGCCCGCUUGUGAGCAAGUACUUGGGUGGGCGCCUGGAUUACAAGAUGCAAGAGCUGAAUGAUAUCGUGUCUUCUUCGAGUUGGCUAACUCCUACUGUGUCAUGGGAAACAUUCCUGAAUCAGCGUGAUUAUACCCGAUCUAACCUGUUGCAUAAGGUGUGCCAAAUUAGAGAUGCGGAUUUGAUCAAGUGGUUGUUAGGGUGUGGCUGUAUGCCGCUGGUUGUUAACGAAGUGGGCGACCUACCAGUACACCUCGCAAUGGACUCAAAAGAUCCUGUGUGCCUCAUUACCAUGUUGCAUGAGACUUUAAAGGCGUUGUUUUACCACAGACGUCGUAUGACAGAGAGCAAACAGAAUAAAAACGAAAAGGGGACACGUGUGCCGCAGGAACCAAAGACCAAUGGACACCACCAAAGCGUAUCCUUCGAGCUUUUCAUGAAAAGUAUCAAAUUCUACACGCUUAGUGAAGUACAUGUAAACUCUGUUGCCGGACAUACAGCACAGGUUGCGUCAAUGAUGGGUACCUCGGUUGGCGAUGACAAAAAUAAUUCUCAUUCCGAGGCACCGCGUAUGCCUAUCAAUGAAACAAGCAUGGUGAGCACUGGAGAAUAUGGCCUUUUAAGGGAUGUCGAAUAUGUCGCUAUUUUUGAAGAGAUGAUGAAGCUGAUCGAACAGCUUACAUACAGAGGUAUAAAGGCGGGUGCUUGGGAGGCCAUUGUUGCUAUGUAUUCACAUAAUGAGGGCCUUGCAUUCCACAUAUUAGCGAGCCCACAAUACAUGCAUAGGUUCAUAACGAUGUCUAUAAUGAUUGGGAACUCAAAGCAUUUCAUGGAUAUUGCCACCUUUUUAGCAACAACCCUACUGAAGGCUGAUGGGGUCGAACCAUACAUUAAAUUCUUAGACGGCGGCGACUGUAGCGAUGGGAAAAUAUUGGACAAUGUCGAAAAUGUGUCUAAUGGUGUUGUAACCAUUGGGGACGUCGACGUUGAGCCACGUACUCCCAAACAGACUCAGUCAAGAAACACUACCGUUCUGGGGGGAUUCAAGGGUUGUGCAUUUCCAUCUGUAUCACCAGAGCGUGCCAUUAAUAGCACCACAACUUCAGUUGGAAGUGAUCCAGCGUCGCACGUAACAUGUCCUGAAGUGACGGUGAAACUCGGGGAUGUGGAAUCCGCACUAGAAAACAUGAGAGGCCGUCUACCAAAUCAGGCACCCAUUGCCGACAACAAGUACACAUGGGUUAUCACGCAUCCCACGUGUUUACAUCAUCUAGCGCUCCCUGAACCAACCGAUGCACCUAACAGACGUCACAGGCUUAUUAUGUCAUAUCCUGAAAAUCCCACAAGAUUGGAAGUAAUCAUCACGAAUGAAAAUGGGAUUUUAAGGAGUGACAUUUUAGAACACGUCAAACUGUUGCACAGCCCACCGCCCGCUACUUUGGCAGAUAUUUUGAGGGUACACGACUGGGGGUACAUCGAUAAAUUGCUGAGUCAAGUGCAAACGGCGCAAAAAAGGUGGAUGGGGAACAAUUACUGGCCAGUGCUGGCUGAUGGCGACACUCCGGCAACUCCUCAUUCUUGGAAUUCGGCUAUGUAUGCUGCAGGAUCAGUGAUUGCUGCGGUGGAUGCUGUAUGCAAUGGGCACUGCCGCAAUGCAUUCUGUGCGGUAAGGCCACCCGGACACCACCUCGGCACGUGGGGAGGAGCACAAUCGGCGGGCUUCGAAGAUGAAGAUUUUGCAGCUGGUUCGCAGGGAUUCUGCUUGAUAAACAACGUUGCUGUGGGUGCUGCAUACGCAAAAUACAUGUACGCCAAAAAGGGCAUACGCAAAAUUGCUAUAAUCGACUUCGAUAUACAUCAUGGGAACGGCACUCAUCAAAUCGUUCUAAAUAUUGGGCCGCGAAAUGUUAGAUGCCGACAUGGUUACAAUGGGUCUGUCAACGAUCCCAAGGCACCUCAAUACAGUCACCCACAGUGGUUUGGAUGGAGGGAUGUCCACGAUAGAGAAGAAGUUUUCUUCUCAUCUAUACAUGCAUACGAUGGUGUAUUCUAUCCAGGUACGGGUAAAACGUGUGCGAAGUACAAGGCAUCCGAGCCAAGGAUCAUAAACGUUGGUAUACCAGAGGGCACAACAUCUGCCGAAUUCAAGAUUCUAUUCGAAGGUAAAAUUCUCCCAUAUCUACUGCACUUUCAACCGGAUCUCAUAUUCAUUUCAGCCGGUUUCGACGGUCAUUAUCGCGAUUCUGUUUCAUCGGGUUUCGUUAAAUACAACGAGAAAGAUUUCUACUGGGCCACUGAGCGUCUGGUAGCCGUCGCGAACACCGUCUGUGGUGGCAGGGUAGUCAGCGUUCUGGAGGGUGGGUAUAAUACACGGCUAGAUACGCUUUCGCCAUUUGCUAAAUCGGUGUUUGAGCAUGUAAAGGCGCUAAGCAACACGCAGGAAGGUUUUGUUUACCCAUUCAUGCACUCUCGUAGAACUAUUGACAUGUUGCUCCUUCCGAUGCUAGAUGACAAGCCGCCUACGGCGCCACAGUUGGCAAAUGAGAAUGCCGAUAAUUCAUCUCUCCAAAGAGCAAUAUCGAAGUCUGCCUUCAUCGUUAAAGCCACUGAUCAACUGUUGAGAAAAGCCUAUGGGAUUCCAAGGGUAAAGUGUGCCAAUGGGCCGCCGUUGUUUAUGGCUGUACCCACACAUAUGAUGGGGCUUGAAGCUGUUGCUCAAACAGGAAAUGCCUUCUACAGUUUCUAUUCCAAGCACUUCCAUUCGCUUUUCAUGGCUGACACGUACUUAGGGUCGAGAGAAUACGUCCUUUCUGUCCUACACCACCUACCUGCGAUCGUCCAUGAUGUUUUUACCUUCGACAAGUGCUUGGGUAUCAGGACGAUUGGAAACAGCACAGGCGGAUCACUGUUUUCAUACUCGGGAGAAUCGGUAACCAUGUCGAAGAUUGCCUCGAACUUCAUCCUGCAGGUUGCUAACGCAGGAAACGAGGGACGCAUCGAGCAAAGAUUUGGCUCCAAUGCUUGGGCCAUGAGCAUUAAAAUGAAGUCUCUAGAACGACACGCAACGGCAGCCGCGCUCCUGUGUGGAUUCUUUCAGAAGUUUGAGUACCUAUUCAAGUGUGAAUGCAUAUUGCACUGA
Messenger RNA from Babesia ovata, 5271 nucleotides. RefSeq names its product histone. Gene Ontology annotation, molecular function: protein binding. The transcript has 4 exons. Lineage: Eukaryota; Apicomplexa; Aconoidasida; Piroplasmida; Babesiidae. The record is from RefSeq and is a predicted model, not a curated record. Bases 1 to 5271 code for a protein of 1756 amino acids.